AUGGAAAUUGCCUUAGUUGGAAUUGACUGUAAAGACAUUGAGGAUAUUGCUGUAUGUAAUGGAAGUUGCCAGUGCGAAUAUAACGGAGCGCUUUACAAUGAUGGUGAUACUAUUGAUACAGGCGAAGCAUGUACAGAAUGUAUAUGUGCAAAUAGUAGUGCUGACUGUAAAACAACACCAGUCGACGGUGGUAUUGGCGAAUGGACUUCAUGGAAUGUAGGCGCAUGCCAGAAUAAUCACAACUGCGAGAAAUAUAAAAAGACAAGGACAAGAGAAUGUAACAACCCACGACCAGAGUGUAAUGGUAAAAACUGUACUGAUGUCACAUUCGAGACGGAACCCUGUAGUAACGUGUCAUGCUGUGAUGAACCAAGCUAUACCGAAUGGAGUGAGUGUCCUCGCCCAUGUCACAAUGAAAGUGCCAACGAAACACCUUUCCAGGUAACCAGAGUGAAAUACUUCAUCGAAGGUGCUGCAUGCGGAAAUAAUGCGACAGAAACCAAAGACUGUACAGAACCAUGUGAUUGUGUAACUAGAUUCAUAUGGAGUGACUGGGGUACAUGUCAUGGACAGUGUGGACUAGUAAACGUCACUAGAUCCAGAGGAACAUGGAGUGAUCCUAGCUGUGAGCAACUUCCGGCUGAAGAGACCAAACCAUGCUUCAGCCGUGAAUGCAACUGUACGGAACCAGACACUGUUUACACCAACACAACUGAAUGUGAAAGAACAUGUGCUGAACAAAUUCCAUCAGCAACCUGUGGCCAAUACUUGAAUUCUGGCUGCAUUUGUGUUGGAGACUUGGUACGCAAGGAUGGCGUGUGCGUGACUUCAGAUGAAUGCAAAAAGUGCAAGAUCAACGGCACUACAUACGAGAAUGGUGAAGAAAUUCCAAGUGACAGCAUAUGUGAAAAAUGUACUUGUGAACAAGGUUUUGCAUCAUGCCAGAAAAAUUGUGAUGAUGUCACGGCAUGUGGAGUUGGAGAGGAAUCCUAUAACGACGGCUGCUGUUGGAAGUGUCGACCGGUUAGCGCCACGUGUGAAAAGAUGCAGAAAAAUGCCACAAUAAAGAUUAGUAACUGCAUAGAGGAAUACGCAACAACCGUAGAUUACUGCGGAGGUGGGUGCGGAUAUGCUGAGACUGUCAUGGAUCCGCUUUCUGGUCAAGUAACCUCCUCCUGCAAAUGUUGUUCCCCGACGAAGCACGAAACAAAGGAAGUUAUCGUCACUUGUGAUAACAAUGAAACAAAGAAAAUUUAUAUGAUGCAGAUCCAGGCUUGUCAAUGUAACAUUUGUGCUCCAGAAAUGGUAGUCCCAUGAAAUGUUACGAACUGGAUUCUCCUUGGUGGAUCAAGAUUUUGAACUGCAAUACUAAUGAAUUUUAUGCAAGAACUGUAUAACUUGACACUAUUUGAAAUUAGCAUUGUUAGUCUGUCCCCUGU
Messenger RNA from Gigantopelta aegis, 1439 nucleotides. RefSeq names its product prestalk protein-like. Bases 1 to 1317 code for a protein of 438 amino acids. Gene Ontology annotation, molecular function: protein binding. The record is from RefSeq and is a predicted model, not a curated record. The transcript has 10 exons. Lineage: Eukaryota; Metazoa; Mollusca; Gastropoda; Neomphalida; Peltospiridae.